Messenger RNA from Bactrocera tryoni, 1367 nucleotides. RefSeq lists its product as uncharacterized. The record is from RefSeq and is a predicted model, not a curated record. The coding region runs from base 627 to 1367 and encodes 246 amino acids. The transcript is spliced from 4 exons. Lineage: Eukaryota; Metazoa; Arthropoda; Insecta; Diptera; Tephritidae.
CGGGUCGACGAACGCGGAUCCGGCAGUACAACUCCGCUUAACGUCUGUGUGAACGGGCUGCGCGCUAAGUCUCCAACGGCAGCGCCAAACUACUUGGAGCCGAGCGCUGAGGAACGGAAAGAUUUCUGUGUGUGUGUGUGCCUCAACCUUCAAUUAUAAUACAUAAGUGCAAAGUAAAAUAAAAGAAAAAAACUUAUUUUCAAUCAGAUUACGAUUCUGAUUCAGUGUUAAAAAAAUAAUAAUAUUUGUGUGCAACGAUAAAUAAAUAAUAACAUUAUAUAAGCAGUUAACUUCCGGAAAGCGGCGAAUUAAGAAAGGAGAAAAAGAGAUUUGCAGCUUUCGCAGCGAGCAGAUGUUACAAUUAAACGCGCAAGCCAAACUGUGUGCCAAUAGCUGUAGCAACAACAAACACCUUAACAAAAUUUCCACCAGUUCUGUGUUCCUGACGCGCGCACGACGCACUCACAGCCAACGGCACUCCAACAAAGCAGGCGCCGCCGCCGCCAAAAUCAUAGCCAGAGUCAACGUGUCACAUAGCAGCUGAGGGUACGCCCCCGUGCGCCAAAACGCCUAGCAACAACAGCAACACUGCCAUCGCCAACAGCGCCACCGCCACUGCCAACAAAAUGCCCAUUUGCAACAAGCCCGCGCAGGCGACAAAAAACGUCGCCGAGUUCGAUGACUACGCCUCAGAGGCUGCCAAAAUGAAGCGCACACGCGAGCAGGCCUACUUCAACUCGUACAAUUUCGACGCAAUCCAUCCCUACGACAAGGACGAUAUCGAAGCCAUGGAGGCGCAAGGUGUCCACAAAGUAGUCGGUGUUUCAGCUGCUGCUGUUGCAACACACGCAAGCGCAAUCACUGCCACAAAAGUGCCGCCCGUUGUUGGUGGCAGUAAUAGUCAGAAUCAACAACAACAACAAUUACAAAAGCCACACAAUACGCUUAAGACGAUUUAUCGCGGCGCCUCGUCCAUCGCCUCGUCGACGCCGAGCACACGCAGCAGCUUUCAACAUAGCAGCAGUAGCGGACGCAGCAGCGGUUGCGGCAGUCAACACAGCCUACGCAGCAGCAUUGCUGACGAUGUGGAUAAUAUUGAUGCCGUUGGCUAUAUGCGUCGCCCGCAACCUGCCGGCGAACUGACCUACACAUAUAUGCAACGCUUCGGUGUGCGUUUGGUGCGUUCGCGCAAUGCGUCGCCCUCGGCGGAUGUGGAGCGCACCAGCCCAGAGGGUGGCAGUGGAGGAGGUGCCAUCGCGCCAGCCGAAGAACUAGCGCCGGUGCAUGCGACGAAGGGUAGCGCAGCCGAGGUGUCGGAGAAUGGCAGUUUUCUGCUGCCACGCGCCAUGCUGAAGUACCAAAGGUAG